Messenger RNA from Hyalella azteca, 2760 nucleotides. RefSeq names its product atlastin-2-like. Bases 128 to 1156 code for a protein of 342 amino acids. The record is from RefSeq and is a predicted model, not a curated record. Gene Ontology annotation, molecular function: GTPase activity; GTP binding. The transcript has 9 exons. Lineage: Eukaryota; Metazoa; Arthropoda; Malacostraca; Amphipoda; Hyalellidae. Gene Ontology annotation, biological process: endoplasmic reticulum organization; protein homooligomerization.
CCCUUUGUAGACGGCGGCAGGUGUGCUUAUCAACUACGGUGCGGUCUCUACAUUUGUCAUUAAUUUUGCUUAACAUUCCAGGAGUUAAGAAACUGUAUUCAUUAAAUUCAUUGUCACCGUCGUUAUCAUGUCCGGCCAUCCUGUGGCUAUCGUUGUUCAGAACAAAGAGACUCGAGAGUUCGCGCUGGACGAGGCAGCCCUGCGGGGCGUCCUGCUGCGGCCUGAAGUGGGCGACAAACCCGUCUGCGUGGUGGCGGUGGCGGGGGCGUUCAGGACCGGCAAGAGCUUCCUUCUGAACUUCCUAGUGAAAUACUGCGUCAAUGAAGGCUCACCGAACUGGCUGGGUGAUCCGUCGCAGCCGCUGGAAGGCUUCGUCUGGAGCAGAGGCAUGGAGGGGCAGACCGCCGGCAUUUACAUCUGGAGCAAACCUUUUACUAUCUACGAUAAACCAAGCGGCAAAGAAGUGGCAGUUAUUCUCAUGGAUACUCAGGGCACGUUCGACACCCAAACCUCGUUGCGGGUAUGUUUAGUGGGCUCUUAUCUACUAUAUCAGCGACAACAGGAUCUUUUAAUAACGCUGUUGACCUCCUCCGUGACGGUGUACAACCUCAUGAACAACAUCCGCGAGGACGACCUCAUGAACCUGCAGACGUUCAGCACCUACGGAGCCUCGGCGCAGAAGGAGAUCAAAGAGUCGCGCGCAUUCCAGAACCUAUUGUUCCUGGUGCGCGACUGGAAUUUUCCUCAGCAGCAUCCAUGUGGCCACGAGGGCGGUCAAGUUGUACUGGAGAAAGUGCUAGGCCAGCUAGGGGAAAAGGCGGAGAAGCCGAUGCAUGAGUCGGCCCGCCAGAGGUUGAGACAAGGCCUCCGUCAGAGUUUUGAGAAGCUGGAGUGCUACCUCAUGCCGCACAUCGGCUCCGGCCCGGCCGAAGACUCCAAUUUUGAUGGUCGACCAAAUCAACUGAGCCCAAAAUUCGUGGAGCACAUCAAGCUGCUGGUGCCUCGCCUGCUGGCGCCUGAGCGCCUCGUGGUGAAGCGUUCAGCGGCGCGGCGGGGACAGCCCGCCACCGGGGAUCGAAGAGCUGGUGGACUUCAUCAAGACCUACAUGGCGAUCUUCAGGGAGGGAAAACUGGUGGAACCCACCAGUCUGGCUGAGAUGAUGGCGCUCGUAUGCAGUGAUGGAGCUCGUAAUAUUGCUCUUGAAGUCUACAAAAAUGCCAUGAAUUCUAUUUUCUUCCCCGAUGGAAAAUCAUAUGAGACCACCGUUCUGUCGAGCCAACACUUGGCAUACAAGCGUGACGCCGUCGCAGCCUACCUCAGAGAAAACCAAUACGCAGACAGCAGUGAACUGUUUCCGGUUGUUCAUGACGUUAAAGAGCAACUUGAAAAGGAAAUCGACGACCACCUCCUUCACUACAUCGAGGUUAAUGAUCACAACAGAAAUAAAUGGAAGCUAAAAAUAGUUGGUAUGGUGGCUGCGCCGGUUGCUACUGUUGCAGCGGCGACUGCUGCCGUUGCAGGUAUAAUGUUAGCCCGCCGCUGAACAAUAAAAAACGAUUCUCUGGAUUAUCGCGGUGUCAUUGAAGAAUUAUCAUAUAAUAGUCACUUCUAUUCCCAUAUAAAAAAAUAUUUUUGUAUCCACACAAAGUUAAAUUAGGAACUGUUUACGAAGAAUAUUACUUACAACAAUUUAUCCUAUAAUAUUAUCAAGUACAAUUAUUUACGAAUUGUUACAAAACGCCUUUGAUAAUUGAAGUCAGAAACAUAUUACCUGACCGUUGAUAUUUCCGAUUUGUUGCGUUCAAUUUUUUCAGGUAUGAAAUUCUUCCUGCUAUGAAAUGUUCACAAUAUUUUCUUUACUAAUUUCAGUGUAAGCAAGAAUUGGAUAUCAUUCUGCAUGCAUACAGACUUAUAUGAACUUUUGUACAUUACAAAUGCCUGACCUGAAAGAAUGGCCAUUUGAAGUAAAUCUUUCAGUCGAGUGACCUACUGAGUGUUUUUGACUGUAUUAUUUCAUUUGCAUACGCUAAGAUUUAAAAAUUAAUUAUUAUAUUAGUGAUCCUUUUUUGAACAUCACUUUUGAAAAUUCGAAAAAGGCCAUCGAAUUUUAAGAGCAGCUGAGAAUAUAUGUUUUCAUCUGCUUGUUAUUAUUACGGUCAUUAUUGUAGUUCUUUUAAAUUAAUAAUUUACUGACGCAUUCUUGCUCAUCCAUUCUUAUUAGCAUCCUUCCCAUUUCUUUACAAUUAUUUUUUUAACCCCAACGCAAAUCUUAAAUCGGUAGGUAAUGUAAUUCUAGCUUCGCUUCCAGCCUGUAGGUCGUUCAUUCGUAAGAAAUUUUACAAAUUUAUAAGGAUAGCGACUAUAAUUAUCCUUGUUUUACUUUUCUAAGUCUGUCCGUACCACUAAUACCAUUUCACUAUUUUAUGUGGUUACAGAUAUUUAGUCGAAAUUCACGAUAAAUUUUCAUGCACGGAACCAGUAAUUUUAUUCUUUUUUUCUGAUAUAGAUCUUCGACCUCUUGUAAUUACUAAAUUUCCAAUCGAGCAUUUUUGCCAUGAAUUCUGUUCCGUCAAGUCACCUAUAUACUACAACUGUUACCAAAAGUCACAAGCGGCAAAUCUGCGAUGGAAAUAUAAUAUUGCAGGAAUGUAAUUCUUAGUCUUUACUCGAAUGCUUGUGUUGAUCUUGAUGUGUUACCAAAUGACAUAUCAAUAAUUAUUGCGCAGUGCACUCAUAAUAGGACUUAUAUACUUCUCAUU